AUGGCGGCAGCAUCCACCGGCCUGGCCAUCACCAACCCCCUCGUGAAAUACCGAGCCCUGGUCGCCACCAAAGCCAUCACGCCCGACCCCUCCCAACACCGCCUGGCCAUCCAUCUGGCAAAGCUCUACGAACGCCUAAAAGACUACGAGCCGGAAUUGGAGUAUUCCCACCGUCUGGACCAGAUCAGCAGAGCGGUAAACGCCGGCUCUCGCCAACGACGCAUCUUCACCGCCCAAGAUGCCUCCCCGCCGCCGCCGCCGCCGAGACCGAGCGCCUGGCGACGAUGGUUUGCCGAGAAGGAGAGGAGGGACACACUCGCUCUCACCCGGAAGCUGACCUCCCACGAGUCGGCCCUGCAGAUGGAUUCCCCCCGAGGCCUGAUGCUGCACGGAGACGUCGGCACCGGGAAGAGUAUGCUCAUCGAUCUCUUCGCCGACACGCUCCCCAAUCGCAAGAAGCGGAGGAGCCAUUUCAACACCUUUAUGCUCGAGACGUUUGCCAAACUGGAAGCGCUGCGCGCCGAGCGGUCGUCGAUCUCGCGGUUCGCCGACGAUGACUAUUCGUUAUUGUGGCUGGCCAAGGAUAUGAUCCAGACGAGUCCGAUCCUGUUCCUGGAUGAGUUUCAGAUGCCGGAUCGAGUGGCCAGUAAGAUUCUGACGAAUCUGAUGACGGGCUUCUUUCAGUUGGGAGGUGUGUUGAUUGCCACUUCGAAUCGCAUGCCCGAGGAAUUGGCCAAGGCGGCGGGGAUUGGGUUUGCCCCGGCGCCACGGAGGAAUUUUGGCUGGCAGUUGGGUUUCCGGAGGAGGGAUGAUGGGGCUGGACAGUAUAAUGAGUUUGUCGCGUUUCUGGAGGUGUUGAGAGCGAGAUGCGAGGUGUGGGAGAUGGAGGGCGGGAAGGAUUGGAGGAGGAUUGAGAGUGGGAGUGUGGCGCCUCAUCGAGAGAUCGAUGAGGUGGUUCUGGCCGACAGUGCUGGAAACAUCGCAUUCGAGGAACCAGCUACUGUGGCAGAGACGUCAGAAGAGCAUAGGGCAAUGCCAAAGAGGUACAUCGUACCCACCCAGUUGGACGGCAGAGGAGACCCGUUGGACUCUGCGCUCAUCGCGGCAACGGAUGGACAAGGCGUGGACCGAGUCACUUGGUCUGCCGAGACGCUCUCGGUAUACGGGCGAAAGAUCGCCGUGCCGAGGACAUUCCAAGGCGUCACAAUGUGGACGUUUGACGAGCUCUGCAAAGCAACAUUCGGCCCGGCAGACUACAUCACCCUUGCAUCGACCUAUCACACCCUGAUCUUGACGGACGUGCCCGUACUGACCUGGCUCAUGAAGAACGAAGCCCGUCGUUUCAUCACUUUACUGGACGCCUUGUACGAAUGCAGGUGCAAGCUCUUCGUGAGCGCGGCUGCGGGACCGGACGACAUCUUCUUCCCCGAGGAGCAGAUGAAAGCACGCGAACAGGGCGAAGGCGACAGCGGCGACUCCGUGUAUUCCGAGACGUUGUCAGAGGUCUAUCAGGACGCCACAGCACCGUUCCGGCCCAACGUGCUCACGGAAAACCCCAACUACGCCGAGCCGGAGACGGAACCAGACUACACGCACGCUCGGCUUGCCGGCCUGCUUCGUGCGGAUUCGCUGGAAGACGGUGCACCCACCGGAAGAUCGCGAGGAGAAAAGGGCGGCUCCGCGGGUAAUCCGUUUGGCCGCUCGUUUGGCAAGACAGAUGCCGAGAUGGAGCGGAAACCCAUCGAUCCGGAUGAGGUUCGCUAUACGGCUCGCCCGGACUUCCAGAAGACUUCCGCUUUCACGGGCGAAGACGAACGCUUCGCGUAUAAGCGUGCCCAGAGCCGGCUGUGGGAGAUGUGCAGCCAACGCUGGUGGGACCGAAGCGAGCCCGACUGGCAUCGUCCGACUCCCAGAGAAGUUCGCAGGUGGGAGAGUAUUGGUGGGGAGGUUGUGAAUGCACCGCAUUACUCCGAAGCGGCUGGGAGGCUGCUGGGGGGAAGGACGGAAAUCCAGCUCCAGGGCGAGACGGAAGAUAAGACGAGGGAUGAGAGGAGCUUCCGAUGGCCUGAACGAAGUAAAGAGGUCCAAUCGCCGUUUCAGCGGGCGCGAGAGCCGCCGAAGAAGAUCUCCUGGACGCACUUUUGGGGCACGAUUAAGUGGCCGGGUCGAGCUGGCGCUUGGGGUCAGGGGCCUGAUGGGUUGAAGGAUCGAGGGAGGGAGAGGCGAUCUUCGUGA
This is a messenger RNA of Lecanosticta acicola, 2235 nucleotides long. The record is from the annotation of a GenBank genome assembly. NCBI's taxonomy places the organism in Eukaryota, Fungi, Ascomycota, Dothideomycetes, Mycosphaerellales, Mycosphaerellaceae.